UGAGCCGCCAGCGCCGGGCGCCAUGGUCUUCCUGACGGCGCAGCUCUGGCUGCGGAGCCGCGUCACCGACCGCUACUGGCGGGUCCAGGAGGUGCUGAAGCACGCGCGGCACUUCCGCGGAAGGAAGAACCGCUGCUACCGGCUGGCCGUGCGGGCGGUGACGAGAGCGUUCGUGAAAUGCACGAAGGCCCGGAGGCUGAAGAAGAGGAACUUGAGGACGCUCUGGAUUAAUCGAAUUACAGCUGCUUCCCAGGAACAUGGCCUGAAGUACCCAGCUUUCAUUGCCAAUUUAGUUAAGUGCCAGGUGGAGCUCAACAGGAAAGUACUGGCCGACCUGGCCAUCUAUGAACCAAAGACUUUUAAGUCCUUAGCUGCUUUGGCCAAAAGGAGGCAACAGGAAGGCUUUGCUGCUGCCUUGGGAGACGGGAAGGAGCCUGAAGGUAUAUUUUCCAGAGUGGUACAGUACCACUGAGGGGACACUAACACCACCUGGCCUCUGCAGCCGGGUCUUAGGAAAAGGCUUUCUCCCUGAUGAUCAUAAUUAAAACAGGGGCUAAGAGUCAUUUGACAAGAAUGUGUUAAGCUUGAUUUGCAAUUGUGUUAAUUUACAUUUCAGUAAGAAAAGGCUUGUCUGGCCUCCUGGGGAUAGACCAGAAACAUCUCAUAGAGAUUGUGCUAAUAAAGUUUGUAUGAUGGUCAGCA
Molecule: messenger RNA, 702 nt
Organism: Molossus molossus (Pallas's mastiff bat)
Lineage: Eukaryota; Metazoa; Chordata; Mammalia; Chiroptera; Molossidae
Gene: MRPL20
Product: mitochondrial ribosomal protein L20
Exons: 4
Coding region: 23-472 (149 amino acids)
Biological process (GO): translation; ribosomal large subunit assembly
Cellular component (GO): ribosome
Molecular function (GO): rRNA binding; structural constituent of ribosome
Source: RefSeq, a predicted model, not a curated record